CUUGUAAAUUUGCUGUAUAGUACCUUGGCCAGACUGUUGUCGCGGUUGCCUAAUUGCUGCUAGCGCUGACUGGUUCCUGGUGACGAUGGUGAGGUGCCUAUGGCAGGCGUUGGCCGGAAUCCUCUCCAAGGCCAUUGCGAUGGCUGCUGUAACGGUCUCAGGUAGUAUAUUGCAACUAGCUGAUGACGACUCUACGAGUACACUGAACUUGGAGAAGAAAAGGAGAGACGACAGACUCUGGUAGCUCGCAAGCAUACUUAUCCUCGUAGGCGCGCUGGUCUGAGCGCGUUGCUAGAAAGUUCGGUGUGCUGUGGGGCGAGUGGGAAUAGCCUCAUCAGG
Messenger RNA from Parathielavia appendiculata, 339 nucleotides. RefSeq lists its product as uncharacterized. NCBI's taxonomy places the organism in Eukaryota, Fungi, Ascomycota, Sordariomycetes, Sordariales, Chaetomiaceae. The transcript has a single exon. The record is from RefSeq and is a predicted model, not a curated record. The coding region runs from base 86 to 244 and encodes 52 amino acids.